UGGUUACCAUCAACCUGUAUCGGAUAGAUCAGUUCCCUACCUAUAAUAUAAAUACUGCCAUCGACAGUGGAUUUUCUUUUGCAUCUGUACUUCAAAUCCGACCUUGCGCUUAUUGCUACCUCUUGAUAUACUAGGUACUGAAUAUAAGCAUCAACCUAUCAACAUGUCGCGUGUACCCAAGGCGAAACUUGCUAGGCUACCGCCUAUCCGGACUCAGCAAGAGAUAAGGGAACUUCCUGCCAACACCGUUUUCGUAUCUAUAGAUACUUCGGGGGCCAGACCAAUGUCCAGUGCUGACGUAAUCGGUGAAGUUGGCCUCGCACUUCUACCUCGACUCCGGGAACUCCCAUGGAUUCACUAUGGGAAAACAUACUCUCAGAUCUUCAUCGAGAACCACAACGUCCAAUUUUAUUGCAUCAGAGGAGUCCGUCCUCAAUUCCUCGGCAAUGAGUUUUAUUCCACUCCUCCAAGCGACAGUCUUCUACCCCCAUGGAUCCCGGAAGACAGCUGGUCGUUGCGAGUCGCGUUCGAGGAAACCAUACGACGGAUCCGCAACAGAUAUGCGCCGGGAUGUAAAAUAGCAAUCGUCCAUCCUGGACAUUACCAGGAUUUCAGGCGCAUUGGUAUGACAUCCGAGGAUGUGAUCAACUGUAUCGACUACAGCAUCACUCAUAUGCCGGAACUCGAGAUCACCUUUGGAAAACCGGUAGAGAUUUACCCUUCCUAUGUUUGCAAGAUAGGCGAUGAACGCGAAUACAAUUAUGCCAAAAAAGCCGUAUGGGCUUUGGAGAGCCUGCACCAGUGGGUAUACCCACGAAGACCCGGGUCGGCCAAGAUAGAGGUUUCCACCAACGUCAACGGCAAGUUCAAGACGGAGUUCAGGGCGAUGAUCGCCGUAAAAAAGGUCCGCUUCACACAACCUCUCCUUCCCUUUCCGCCGUCUAUAAAUUCCGCGCAAAAGCUGGCCGAAGCUUUCGAAUCUUACGAACCCAUUCACGUCGCGGCCAGCAUUUACAACCCGGCAGCCUCAAAGGACAAGCUUCCCUCUACUCAUUCUAUCCACGCGGUGGGUGUGAGACGCGGCUGUCUCUGCUUUGAGACGGAGAAAGCAGUAGAUAAAUUCGUCGAGGAAAUCGAUGGCUUGGAGGUAGACGGGAUUCAACUGAUUGUUUUGCGCAUACCUCCCAAUUGCUGAUUGAAUUAAGCUGAUUUGGUCUCGAUGAGAAUGAAGCUUUCUUUUUGCGAUUGAAUUGGGAACUGGGUACUGGUCACUAGGUAGUUAUUGGUUAUUGUUUAGGAUCUGAUUAUAUUUGAUUUGGAGGCGGGACUUGGGAAGGAAUGUCGCUGCCAAGCAUUGCUGCGUUCUUACCUAAUCGCAUUUAACCUAUCGGGAGUGCUUUCUCCACCAUAGCUCUAGCUUAUGUAGGUUAAUUACUAGGCCAUUUAGGUACCUGC
This is a messenger RNA of Annulohypoxylon truncatum, 1455 nucleotides long. RefSeq lists its product as uncharacterized. The coding region runs from base 164 to 1195 and encodes 343 amino acids. The transcript has a single exon. The record is from RefSeq and is a predicted model, not a curated record. Lineage: Eukaryota; Fungi; Ascomycota; Sordariomycetes; Xylariales; Hypoxylaceae.